Racocetra persica is the source of this 304-nucleotide messenger RNA. The record is from the annotation of a GenBank genome assembly. Lineage: Eukaryota; Fungi; Glomeromycota; Glomeromycetes; Diversisporales; Gigasporaceae.
CGGGCCAAGCCUAGAAAUACUCCUGAAUAUUGAAGUGCUUACCAAUGAUAGUAAUAGUGAAAGUAGUGCGGAUAAUCUAAUUUACAACAUAAGUGAUCUCGAAGAACUUAUAGCCCUCAAAUUUAGAGAAUAUGAAGAACUAGAAACCAACGUUAGUUUUUCAGUAAUCAUAGAAAUUGAAAAUGAAAUGGUGGAUCAAGAAAUUAUGUCUUUGGAACCUGGUAAAGAUAUAGAAAAUAAAAAAUUUCGUACUAUAACAAAAACAUUGCUUAUACCUAUUCAAGAAGGAUCCAGAUACUAUUAG